AUGUCUGAUGUUUUUAUGAUUAAUAGGAGAAUUCAAGAAUGCGUUGAUUCGUACUACAAAAGUGACCUAACUCCGCUCAAUGGAUUUAUUAAUGACUGCUUCAAAAAACUUGAUGACAAAAAUAUUUUCAAACUUAAAUUACUUAUCGAAAGGCUUGAAGACGGAAUAUUUUGGAAUGGAGUUAAAAAUUGCUGCCUGUUCGACGAGUUUUCUGUUUCAACAACGAUUCAAAACUACAACCAAAUCAAAUUUCCUUCGACGGCCACUCUUUUCAACGUAUUAGAUUUCAUUGCUACUGUUUCCAAAUGUAAUCCAAUGCAAAUCGCAUUAUCAUUAGCCGGAAAAGACAUUGAUUUAAAUAAGAAUGUUUCUUUAUUUCCUCAAAUAGAUUAUAAAAUCAAUCAAAUAUCUCCUCCAUAUAUCAAGCCAAUAACUGAACUUCCGAAUAUUGCAAAUUCACUUUAUUUAGACAAAGACAAACUAAAUAAAUUAUAUGCUUUCAUGAAACAAGGAAAUGAAAACGCCUAUCAUAUAUUAAACAAAUUACCAACAGUUGAAGAUGAAAUUAAAGCCAUGAGUGCAUGCAAAUCAUACAACGAUCUCUUCCCAGAAACAAACAAAGCAUUAAUUCUUUACAGAUUGAACUUUCUCGGCUUGCAAUUACAACAUAGACCUGAUGAUAUCAUGGAACUAUCAAAGAGGUUGUGGGAUUCAUACAUGGUAAGGCUUGCUCUUAGAGCAAAAUUUUCAAAAAACAAUGAUGAUAUAUUAUUAGCUAUUUUAGUUGCAGAAAGAGUUAUAUUACUAUCAGAUCCGAAUACAACAGCAAGAAUCCUUAUCGAAGAUAACGCUAGAGAGCUUGCAGAUCUGAUUUACCAAAAAAGAGAAAAUGAAAAUAUAGUUUAUCAUCUUUUAAACAUCAUAAAGGCAGCAAGACCAUCAAACUUAUGCCAAUACGGUUCAUUUCUUGACUUCUUUUUGUACGAAACGUCAGAUGACCGACCAAAAAUUAUUAAUAUCUUGACAGAGAUAAGUAAUUUACAAAUAAUAGCCCCAGCAAUCGACUAUUGCUUUAUCAACAUGGAGCAAUGCAUGAUUAAGGAUGCAACUUUUCUUUCUCUUCUUUUGCCAUAUAUCAGCUUUUUGACAGAAAAUCCGAAAUUCCUGUUGAAUAUGAUGCUGACGUAUAUGUAUAAAUUUAUUCCUGACCCCGCUAAUAAAUCUGACGCUUAUCGUCCGCCAACAGAGCACUUUGUCGAAUUGUUCGUCAUCACAUUGGACAAAAUCCUCGACGAUGUGCAAGACCAAUUCAUAGAGAAUGCGAAACAGACUGUUUUGGAGUUUUUCGGAAACAAAAUUUUAUUUUCGGAAUUGAAAACUUUCCCGAUUAGCGAUACAGUCAUUGAUUUAGUAUUAAAGCUCAUAAAUAGUGACAAUUGCCACUCAAUUUCAAGGUGCGCCGAUAGAAUUUGCAAAGCAAAAUUAGAAAUUCUCUACAAGUUCUCAAAAUUUUCAGAAUUGAUGACCACUAUUAAGAAAUAUACCAAACAUGAGGUCAAAUUCUACCCAGCUCCAACGAAAAGUACGUUUGAAAGUUCGAAAGAUGAUAUCAAACGGAAUUCUGACAAAAUGGACUUCGCAAAGCAAUAUUAUGAUAUGCUACUUAAAGGGAAUUUGAAGGACAUCGAUUACGUCGAAACAAUGAUUUUUAAUUUGAAAAAUGAAAAAGCACAAGAGUUCGCUGACCGUUUUGUUGCACUCUGCAAAGAGAAAUUCCCUGAUAAUCUAGAGCGCAGAUACCAAAACUGGUUCAAUGCUUUGGUAAAUCUGCUGAACGAUCAAAAAAGAACGAUAGUUAAGAAUUCUUUGUUUGACCUUUUUCCUUACAUGAAGGAAACAAAGGAAAUUUUUAAGAUUGCUCUGUAUAACAUACAAAGAGUGUUUGAGUUAUGCGAAAAGGGACAAACAGCAUUGACUAUUAUCUAUUUUGAGUUACUUAGAAAGCUUUAUUCCCUUGAUCACUUCGAAGAUCUUUUGACAUCAAAUAUUGAAUCAAUUUUAUCGUUCAUUAGCCUUCCAAAGGUGUUUUUACACCAGUUAACAUUAUUCUUAGAUGAUAUUUUCUCAGGAUCGGCCGAAUUCUAUCAGAAAUUCUUUGAUAAAUUUAAGUUUGGUUAUAUCUUAAAUUUAUUCAACGAAAUAACCAUAGAAGAUCCAGAUACACAAUUGCUCAUAUCACUUUUCUUGGCAAAGAUCGUUCCACAGUCAGAUUUUGUCAAAUUCUUGGAUUCUACUUAUAUGAAGACAUUAUGUCUGCUUUUACAUGACGAGAACAUUAGUAUCACUAUAUACUCAAGACUUAAGAAUAAUGUUCAAAUUAUUGGACAAUCUCAAAAUAUUAUGAGUUAUUUGUUGAUAGAUAAGGAAAUACAGAACCCAUCCUUAUAUUUCAUUGUUAUUUGUACAUUAAUACUUGAGAAUUAUCCAGAUUUAAUUGAUAAUUUCAUUCAAAAACAAUUAUAUUUAAUUAUUUACACAAAAAUUGUAGAUUAUUGUCUCCAUAAGACACCUGAAGUCACAACUGUAUAUUUCUACUCCCUCUGCGACUUCCUUUUGGUAUUUAACACCAGAUUCCACACAAGAUUCUUCUCAAACACACAUUCAAACGGAAACAGCUUCUUAAGAAUCCUUGGCAGUGAAUACCAACAAAAUCCAGCGUUUCCAACAGAACUAAUCAACUUUGCCAUACAAAGUGAAGGAGAAACAGCAUCAAGAUUGUUGGAUUUGCUUUUUUCAUUCGCAAUAUUGACGUAUUCGAUCAUUGAUGCAAUUUCUUUUGCAAUUCCAAGUGGUUUUGUCACAAAAUUUUCAAGAUUUGAAGAUCAAUGUCAAAAAGCAGCGGAAUUACUUUGUUUUUGCCUCCAAAACUCAUCUGAACCAGGAAAAGCAGCAACAAUACUUAAGAUGCAAGUGAAUUCCGUUGUUGACAACCCAGAAAAAUUUAUAUCAGAUUUAUCUUAUGUUUAUGAGCCUUUCUUUGAUAAGAAGAAAGGUGUUCCAGCAUUUAUUGGACCGGAUGAUGCCAUUGAUAUCAUUCUUCUUUGGUCAAAUUGUCCUCUUUCCAUUUCUUCCCCAAUGUUGUUUUUAAUUACACAUAAAAAGUUCUUCCAUGGUCCGAAUUACAACGUAUGGAUACACAACAUCUCUGAUAUCAUCGAUGUAACCAGCCAGGCAAAGAAUUACAGUAUAAAAUACCUUCAUAACCUGUAUAUUUUCAGACAGAGGCUAUCAGAGAGGUUUGGAAUAUUGUUUGGACCAUUUAAAAUCGAAGAACAGUUCUAUAACCAGAUUCAGAAUAUUAACUCUGAAAGAUCUAACCAAGUAAUCACCAUGUUUAUUAAAAAAUAA
Molecule: messenger RNA, 3408 nt
Organism: Trichomonas vaginalis G3
Lineage: Eukaryota; Parabasalia; Trichomonadida; Trichomonadidae
Exons: 1
Coding region: 1-3408 (1135 amino acids)
Source: RefSeq, a predicted model, not a curated record